This is a messenger RNA of Melanaphis sacchari, 1135 nucleotides long. Its product is annotated as enoyl-CoA delta isomerase 1, mitochondrial-like. Gene Ontology annotation, molecular function: enoyl-CoA hydratase activity. Bases 293 to 1120 code for a protein of 275 amino acids. Gene Ontology annotation, biological process: fatty acid beta-oxidation. Gene Ontology annotation, cellular component: mitochondrion. NCBI's taxonomy places the organism in Eukaryota, Metazoa, Arthropoda, Insecta, Hemiptera, Aphididae. The transcript has 6 exons. The record is from RefSeq and is a predicted model, not a curated record.
UAAAUGGAUUAUCUAUGGUAUUACCUAAGAUAGCUAGAGGUCUAAAGAUAUUCAUGAACGUGACCGAUAACGUAAUAUGUAUUAUGUAAAAAUGUAUAAUGUUAAAUGUAUAUAAAAAAAAAAACAAAGUCGUAGAAAUAAUGUAACGUUAGCUUUCUCAAUUUGCGGGUUAAAUACAAAAUAAAAGUAUUAAAAUAGUCUAUAAUAUAAAAGCAUUACUUUUUGAUCAAUAUAUGAAAUUACUGUUAAUUUUAAUUGACCUCAAUAAAAUUUUUUCUUAAAAACAAUUAAAAUGUUGAGAAGGUAUAUUUUUUAUACUACUAAUAAAUUCAUUACUUGUCGGCAUGUUUCCCAAUCAAUGUUACAGUCUACAGUUGAUGAAAAAUCAGGCAUAGCUAUUUUAACUAUGAAUAAGCCGCCCGUUAAUAGUUUAAACCUUGAGUUUUUAGAUGAAAUUAAUACUCAGCUUAUUAAAUUACAGAAAGAUAAAAUCCGUGGAAUGAUAUUAACGUCAGGACUACAGAAAAUAUUUUGUGCAGGAUUAGAUAUAACAGAAUUUUAUAAACCAAAUCCUGAUAGAUUAGCAAAAUUUUGGACUACCCUACAAGAUACAUGGCUUUCACUUUAUAUGGCUUCAUUUCCUACUGUAUCUGUCAUCAAUGGCCACAGUCCAGCAGGAGGUUGCUUGUUAGCCAUGAGUUGUGAUUACAGAGUCAUGGUUGGGCCAAAUUAUACAAUUGGACUUAAUGAGACAAAAUUAGGAAUUGUUGCUCCAAAAUGGUUUCAAGACACUAUGGUAGCAGUUAUUGGUCAAAGGAAAGCUGAAAUUUCAUUAACUACAGGGAAAAUGUAUACUACUAAUGAAGCAUUACAAAUUGGUUUAAUUGAUGAAAGUUUGCCAGAUACAGAUAGUGCUCUUAAGAAAGGAAUACAAUUUUUGAAUAAUUUUCAAAAGAUAUCUCCUUGGGCUUAUAAGAUGACUAAAGAUAUUGGUCGUCAACCAACUAUUCAAUGGUUAAUUGAUAACAAACAAAAGGAUCUUGAUUUUGUUAUUAAAUACAUGCAAUCUCCAGCUGUUCAAAAAAGUCUUGAACUUUAUUUACAAUCUUUAAAAAAAUAAGAUAAAAAGUUAUUU